Messenger RNA from Ctenopharyngodon idella (grass carp), 4071 nucleotides. It is a transcript of the gene nr1d2b, whose product is annotated as nuclear receptor subfamily 1, group D, member 2b. Gene Ontology annotation, molecular function: RNA polymerase II cis-regulatory region sequence-specific DNA binding; zinc ion binding; nuclear receptor activity. Gene Ontology annotation, biological process: positive regulation of transcription by RNA polymerase II; hormone-mediated signaling pathway; cell differentiation. The record is from RefSeq and is a predicted model, not a curated record. Bases 453 to 2180 code for a protein of 575 amino acids. NCBI's taxonomy places the organism in Eukaryota, Metazoa, Chordata, Actinopteri, Cypriniformes, Xenocyprididae. The transcript is spliced from 8 exons.
GGAGACAGCAGCCGCGGCAGCACUGACGCUCAGUUUCGCUCUAUCACUCUACAUGCGCCCUCUCUCUGCGUUAAACCUUGAUUUAUUCACAACUCUGAGUUACAGCAAGUCGUGUCAACUUAGCGAGCUAUUAUAGUCUCUUUAUUAGACGUGAAAUCGUGUGGAUUUGGUCUCCUGACUGUCCGGUCUGGACGAGUCUAAUUAUUCUAACUAAAACAGAUAUAUGUAUUUAUAGUUUUCUAAGACGUAUGCGAGUUUUUUGUUUUCCUAAGCAACGCGGAGCUAAUAGAUCCCAGAUUAUCUUGUUGGUUUAGUUAGAAAUGUUUCUCAGGUAGUGUAUAGGUAGAGGUACUCGGUUUAUAGGAUCUCACAGCGACUAGAUAGUUGCUGUGUAAACUGUGUAAAAACGGCACUAACAUACAGGUGACUGGGGCUCAAAGCUGUCGGAGGAUAUGGAAUCCACAAAGGCUGGUGGAGUAAUAGCUUACAUUAGCUCCUCGAGCUCUGCCUCCAGUCCAGAGUCGUGCCACAGUGACUCCUCCAACAGCAGCUAUCAGUCCUGCUCUCCGCCUCACGCAGGGCAGGGCCAACAGGGCGAGGCCCUUCCUGUGGCCUCUCAGUCCCGACAACCAAGGAACAGUGGAGGGAAGGCACGAUCCCCCUCCACCACCAAAAGUGGCAUUACAAAGAUUAACGGUCUGGUGCUGCUAUGUAAAGUGUGUGGAGAUGUGGCGUCAGGAUUUCACUACGGCGUUCACGCUUGUGAGGGAUGUAAGGGUUUCUUCAGGAGGAGCAUUCAGCAGAACAUUCAGUAUAAGAAGUGCCUUAAGAACGAAACCUGUCCCAUUAUGCGCAUCAACAGGAACCGGUGCCAGCAGUGCCGUUUUAAGAAAUGUUUGCUCGUGGGCAUGUCCAGAGAUGCUGUACGUUUUGGCCGGAUUCCUAAACGAGAGAAGCAGCGCAUGCUGCUCGAGAUGCAGAACGCAAUGAACAACAUGAUGAACAACAGCCACGGCAAUCAGCCCCUGCCUCUUAGCAACCAGAUUUCAGCCACCGAUGGAGCUUCAGAGGACAGCUCUGGCCCUUCCUCUCGUUCCCCCUCCACCUCCCCCAGGAGCAACAGAUCCGAAACCAGCCCUGACCCCGAGCUGCCGAUCGCCAUGGAUACGAACCCAAGCUCAGACUCCUCCAGUGCCACUGACAGCGGGGAGGAGGAGGUUAUCGGCACAGUUACCAGGGCACACCAGGAGACAUUCAUGUACAAUCAGGAGCAGGGCAGCAUGCCUUCAGAGGCCCCUAACAACUACAACCAUUGCACAGAGAAGACUCAGGAUGUCUGGAACCGUGAGAACAAUACAUCCUCAGUGAGUGAACAGAAGCCACAGUCGAGCUGUGGUCCACAGGGGACUGAAGACUCUGGCCGACAUUACAGUACUCAGAGCAGCUGUCCAGUCAGACUACCCAACAGCAUCUCCGGUGGACCAUCUCUGCAGAACCUUUGUCUGAGAGCUCAUAAUGACAAUGAAACCCAUGCCCAUGGCAGCUAUAAUGUCCCAACAUUCGCAAGGGUAAACAGGAUGCACCUGGUUUGCCCCAUGAAUACAUCACCCUAUGUGGAUCCUCAGAAGUCGGGUCACAGUAUUUGGGAGGAGUUCUCCAUGAGCUUCACCCCAGCUGUCAGGGAGGUGGUGGAAUUCGCAAAGCGUAUCCCAGGAUUCAAAGAUCUAUCCCAGCAUGACCAGGUCAGCCUGCUCAAGGCUGGUACCUUUGAGGUGCUGGUGGUGCGCUUUACAUCCCUGUUCGAUGUGAAGGAGCGGACGGUUACAUUUCUGAGUGGCAAUAAGUAUAGCGUGGAGGCUCUGCGGUCUUUGGGCGCUGGAGAUCUCCUCAACUCAAUGUUUGACUUCACUGAGAAGCUGCAAGCUCUCAACCUCAGUGACGAGGAAAUGAGCCUCUUUACGGCCGUAGUGCUGGUGUCUGCAGAUCGUUCUGGUCUCGAGAACAUCAACUCAGUUGAGGCACUUCAGGAAACUCUGAUUCGAGCUCUGCGCAGCUUGAUCACCAAGAAUCACCCCAACGAGAUUGCCAUCUUUACUAAACUGCUUCUCAAACUUCCAGACCUGCGCUCCCUCAACAACAUGCACUCUGAGCAGCUCUUGGCCUUCAAGGUCCAACCCUGACCACCCACCAACCCCCAUAACUGUGGACCACACCCCCUCCCAUCCACUUCCAGAGCCUCCAGGCCCAUUUCUGUCACCCACUAAGCCAAUGGGGAGCCUGUUCUUGUUCAAAGCCCCUUAGCUGACAUUUCUCCUCAUGAGGACUUCUGGGUAAAUAUGGAGGUAGUUGGGGGUGGGGGGGGGGGGGGGGGGGCUGCAGAUACUUAAGUCAUUGUACUGUAAAACGCCUCUGUUCGUGCUAAUGCACAAGACCCGCAAACACAAACUGGACGGGUUUCGUUGUAGAUGCUUACGAGAGUUUGUAUGAUUACGGGGUUUGUGUGUACGCAGAGGCACCUUGAAUUUGUUUUUAGAUUUAUACUGCCUGUGCAAUAAGUGACACGUUCACUGUUUUUGGAUUGUUCCUUGUUGGUCUUUUAAUACUUUCAGAGAAGAGGAAGUACGGUAUCUUGUGGCUGUAUGAAAGCUGUGUGUUGUUAACGGGAGGGGAUAUGAAGGGAUAUUCUAACACAUAAGCUUAAAACAAAUGAGAAACUAGUACACAAGCACAGUUUGAUGUCCUUUCUAUAAUUUGAAGACAAGAAAAGACAAAAAGCACCAACUAUGUAAUGGAAGAAUGUGGAACAAGCUGCUAAUCAGAGCUUUCUGGCAGAAAGACACAAGAAUGUUUAAUGGAUAGAUCUAUUUUUGUAGUUUGUUUCCAUCUUAAAAAUUGUCGUUAAGUGCAAAGGAAGCCACUCUAUCCUUAGGCCUGAAACAUUACUCAAGUAUGAGAAUGCAAAGCUCAAUUUUAUGGUAAAGGUCCUCAAGUUCCAGCCAUGCAUGGCUUACCGACACUGUAGGAAACAUUAACAGUCAGUUUUAUCCUUCAGGUCAGCCAUGGUGGUGCAAUAAUUUGAAAAGAAUCUUGCUAAGAAAGUUAAAGUUAGUUCAAGUUUAUAGAUAGCUACCUGAAUAAUGACACAUGUGGUUUAUUGGUACAAACAUUUGAAAGUGACUCCUGCAGCUUAAGUGUUUGUUACCGCCAAUAUUUAACUAGACCGCAGGCUUGGCCAAGCAUUUGCGUUCUUGCAUAGAGUAUGUUUCCGACUUUAGAUCUGCAUAAUGGUGCAUCUGUGUAUAUGUUUUGAUUCGUAGGGCUUUUAGUAAUGACACAAUGUUUCAUGUUGCUGAAUGACAAAAGGAAGGACAUAUGCGUUUUAUCUCUAUAAGAAUGCAUGCUCCUCCCAGUACUGAUGGGACACAAAGCCAUCUAGUGAUGUCAUAAUGUCUGAUUAUAGCUGAGGCCACAUCCUAACUGACACCUGCCAACUUGAUGCAUCUGUAUGGGUGAUCAUUUCAGGCUGAAUAUUUAUGAUGAAUUUUUUGACUGAUGGUUUGGGAGGAAACGCUCCACUUCAUAUAAUUGCAAUUCUGUUCAUUUCUCUUUUUUGAAUGUUAUUUUUUUUUUUUUUUUGGCAAGUCUGUUGAGUGAAAGUUCUUAUAGAAUUAUUGUGUCUGUGUGAUUAGCUGCAGUAAGCAGAUAGUGCACAUACUUGAGCACCGUUGGACCAGACAGGAAAAGGAAACUGGACAUGGCCCAAAACUCCACCAAGGAACACUGGCAAUGCCUCUCUCCCUGCCAUCUCUGGGCAUCAACUCUUCUCGGGUCAGAUCUGAUAUCAAAGCUGCUGUACAUGAAUAGUUAAUUAAAGAAGUAUCUUCAGUUAGUUUCGGUGUUGGUGUUCCUGUUUCAUUGUUCAGCCUGUGGCUCACUCAUUGUCUGUGUUGUGUUGCCAUAAUCCAGUCUGUCUGUUUUCUUCUGUGAAAGCAUUGUAAGCUAGAUAUAUAUAUUGGAUAUAUAUAGAGAUUUAAAUGUAUAUAAAUAAGAAAAUAAACAGAUAAAUGCUGA